CAUGAGCUCCCUUACUUUAUAACCUGUGACAUCAUCAGUCUGUGCAAAGUUUCAUGCUGGUAGAAGUCUUCGACUGACACAGUCACAGAUGAAGUUGAUGCCAGAGGUUUGACAAGAAUCACCAUCGGGUUUCAGUGGUUGAGCUAAAAUGUGCACUAGGUGCUUCCUGUUAGAAGAUUAGAGAUUUAUUCUGAUCCAACUGAACUGGAAAAGGUAACCUGAGUGACUUCCUUAUUUGAGCUGGCAAAGCACUGAGUCAAUCCAUUAUAAUGGCUGCUUGGACUCCAUGCAGUUAGAACAAAGAGCCCAGGAUUCUGCGAUCAAAACUUCAGAUGUUGAUUUUUUUUAAUCUCCUUGCAAGAAAGAAGAAUGCCCAUAAAAAGUGUGCACCUCUCUCCUCAACGGCUUUUUGGAUAAACGUCAGAAAGUAAGGUGCGAUCCUGUUAGCUUCUCUUAUAUAUCCUGACGUACGUGUAACAGGUGACACUGAAAAUGAGUCUCGAGGGACAAGAACAUCCCGAGACGGGACUGAAAGACGUCUUCGACAUACUAGUUAAAGCACCUCCAGAGCAGCUGCUGAGCCUGACAUUCCUGCUAGGUGAGUCUCUGGAAGAAAACCUCCUACACGCCUUGUGUCUGAUUGUUCUCCAGAAGGAGGUGCGGGCCCUGGAUAAACUCCAAACGCUGAAGGACAACUACUUUGCAUCUCAGCUGGCUGUAAAGUUGCAGAUAAGCGAAGGCAAAUUAGAGGCCUUCGCCGAGCAUUGUGGCUCUUUUCCAGAGCUUGCAGGAGGAUCCUUGGCGGCGUUGGCUCGUAUUUUUAAGGUUUUGUCAGAGAAAAGGAUGUGUGAUCCACGUCUGAGGGAUCUGGCGUACAAGAGAGCCCUUCUCAGUGACAAUCAAGCAGCGGGCAGUUGUGAGAAACUGGACUAUGAUCUUCUCGCAGAGGAAGCUAAAGGCGUCUGUGGGCCUCAGUUUGCGGAGUGGGCGUGUUCCCCGAAGGAUCUCAGGUCGGAGCCUCGCCAAGAUCUUGAGGGCAGCUUGGAUGCAGGAAACACAACUUUAAAAGUGACCCUGUCUCAGGAUCAGUGUGAGAGAGCGGACAGUCUGCCCAGCCCACUGCAGGUGACCUCCUCAAUGCCUUCAUACCCUACUCAUCUAGAGAUCAGUGUACCUCCUACAGCCACUUUCCCAGAUGACAAAGAAACCCCAGGAACAUCAGACGAAUCCAAACUGAAGACCAAACCUGCCCUCAUUGUCUACGAAUGUGAAGCAAAAAAUACACUUGGUCAGACCCUCAGUCCUCAGCCCGAAUCCACUCAAGCUCCUCCGUCUGGUGCAAAGAAACACUCAAAGAUGAAAGCAGAGGGCAGUAAGAAUCAGCCCACAAAAGCAACCGUUGCACCUACUUCAACCAACGUCGUUCUACCCAAGGCGCCUGUGCCAGAAAGUAAAUAUGCAGAAGGGGAUGAAAAGGCGAUCUUUUAUGACUUUGUUAUCCUGCAUGACCAGGAGGACGAAGAUGAGGCCGAGAGAAUGAGGGAAAAAGUGGGAGCGGUCAUUGGUAGCGAAGGUGCAACCCUUGCCGGGGACUUUGCCGUCCCGGGGAAGAGGAGUCUGAGGUGUGUGGAGGACGCCAUCAACAACUCGGCCUUCACCUUUCUGCUGCUCACCCGCAACUUCAACGAGGGCAUGCUGGACAUACAGGCGGACUCUGCCCUAAUCAACUCCAUCAACAAGAGACACAAGUACAACACCGUGAUACCUCUUCUGCCGAAAGAGAACAGCAUGCCCAAAGAGAGCCUGCCCAUGGUUCUAGGAACAAUAAAUCCACUGGAGGAGAACAAGGCCUUUGACAGGAAAAUAAAAAAGAUAUUCACUCCUCGGAAGAUCGAAAACCAGAAGAAAAUCUGGACCGUCGAGCAGGCAGUGAAGAGGGAGAUAGAGCGACAGGAGAGACUGAAGCACUUAAACCAGGCCCAACAGGAGAUGAUCAAAGAGUGUACAACAGCACAGUUGCUGGUGCAAGAGAACGUGAGGCUUUCGUUGGAGGGGAAUUAUCUGGAAUCCGUUGUGUCCGCUCGUCCAAGUAUUCACAUUGAAAAUGCUAACUACGUCAUGAUUGGUAAUGACUCUACAAUGACUGUGAGUGGAGCUGCAGACAAAGACGACUCAGGGGAGGAACAAUGACCCCAAAAUGAUUGUUAUGCCAAAGUAUUUGUAGAAAACGAGUGUCAUCUGAACACUUUUCAGAGCUGUAACAAUUGCUGUGGAGCAUUACACAAACGCUGAUUGAGUCAUUGUAUUAAACCCUGUUGGUGAAGGAAAC
This is a messenger RNA of Gasterosteus aculeatus aculeatus (three-spined stickleback), 2329 nucleotides long. It is a transcript of the gene ticam1, whose product is annotated as TIR domain containing adaptor molecule 1. Gene Ontology annotation, biological process: positive regulation of canonical NF-kappaB signal transduction; TRIF-dependent toll-like receptor signaling pathway; positive regulation of type I interferon production. NCBI's taxonomy places the organism in Eukaryota, Metazoa, Chordata, Actinopteri, Perciformes, Gasterosteidae. The record is from RefSeq and is a predicted model, not a curated record. Gene Ontology annotation, molecular function: signaling adaptor activity. Gene Ontology annotation, cellular component: endosome.